This is a messenger RNA of Gamsiella multidivaricata, 1782 nucleotides long. RefSeq lists its product as uncharacterized. The transcript has 2 exons. The record is from RefSeq and is a predicted model, not a curated record. Bases 186 to 1616 code for a protein of 476 amino acids. Lineage: Eukaryota; Fungi; Mortierellomycota; Mortierellomycetes; Mortierellales; Mortierellaceae.
CCCGGAGUGGGCCGCAAAGGCCAAAAUUGAACGAUCUCGGCCACGUGAAAUAUAUCCUCCAGGCACACACAUGGUUGGCUCCCUUUCCUCGCCUUGCAUCACCUUCCGCUGAGCAUCCCUCCUCCCUCCGCAAAAGUCAUUCAGCAACAAAGCCCACUUCAAAAAUAAACAAAUAGGUAGCCGACAUGGAUCCCAAGCAGCCCAACCAAGCACACAACAGCCACGGCCAACAACAUGCAUCACCCUCAAGCGGGAAAGGCAAAGAGCCCUCUAUUCACGGAUCAUCAUCAUCAGGGUCACAGCCACAACCAUCAGGACCUUCGACAGGCUUGAUGGAAUCAAUUGUAACAUCAGCCAGGAAUAUGGCCUCGGCUUUCGAUCCUCGACAGGCCGAUCUGCUGAGGCAACACCACAGCCUAGGCCCCUCUUCAGGGUCCCCGAAUAACCCGCUGAUGGGCUCGAGUUCGAAAGCAAGCACGUCGUCGGCUUCGAGGACCUUCCAGCAUGCAACCAGUGCCAUGGAGACCCUUGGCAGCACUAGUGGGGGUACCACUGUGGAAUCAACACAGCCCACAGGAUUCAGGGGGCCAUCGUCCUCGCAGCAGACAGGACCGAGUGCUGCUACAGGGGAGAUGAACUGGGAUAACUUUCUAGCAUCAUCCGAGUCGACUCUGCAGGAGGAUCAGCCAUACAAGCCGCCGUCCAUGUCCUCGUUUGGGUUCUCGAUUCCUUCGGUUCCGGAAGCACCAUCUGCGCUCUCACAACAACAUCAGCAUCUUCAACAUCUUCAACAUCUCCAACAUGAGCAGCAACAGCAGGGGUAUCAAGGGUGGCAACAGGAGGAGCGCACGCUGUCUGAAUCUACAUUCCAGGCUCAUUCGUUGCAGCCAAUGAAUCUCACGCCUGCGAACCACGCUGCGUUCCUCGAGUAUUUAAAGUCGACUGCCGACACUGCCUCUUUUCCAAGCGCCUCUCAACUGCCAGUACCAGGUCACCGCCAACAGGCACAACAUCCUCAACAACAGUGGAACACGUUGUCUUCCACAGAACGGGGACCCCUCUCGAAUGAUAUUUACAGACAACAACACAUGGACGGAGGCGAAGUCCUUGCCUUCCUUGAAUCAACCUCCUACUCGGAUUACGUGGAUCAGAUCGAGACAGAAGGGAUUGAGAAGCACCAGCAGGAGCGUCGGGAGUUCGUAUACAGUGAAGCAACCUUGGGCCCGCGGACACAAUCUCUGUUCUCGACCCUGCAGCUGAUCCAGCAUUUGCCGAGUGAGCGACAGGAUAUUGUGCAGUACCUGUUACAGCAGGGGACUUAUGUGGAGGAUGUCUGGAGUCGACCGUUCGGACAUGAUACUGCACGGGAGGAAGGGGCGUCUUUGGCAGCUACGAGAGCAGAACAAGAUCGGUUCCUGGCACAGGCACAGCAGCAGCAGCAAAGUGGCAGUGACGGUGGCAGUGGCGAAGGAGCAACAACGGAGGAGAUGGAGAGGAUUCUGAAGCAGAUCGUGGACGACGCCAAGACGGAGGUCAAGACGGGCGAGACGGAUGGCAAGGCACUGAACCGGCUGAUGGCGGUCCGUAGCCAUAUCAUCAUGGGCACCAAGCUGUGAUCCACAACUUUAUUAUUUCAUUCAUAAUGAAGAGUCGGUCUGUGCUUCGCGUAACAUGAUACUGCGUGCUCAUCUCGCGUUCAUAUUUAUAUUUUUUUUUCUUUCAUUCUUUCUGCCACAUUCGCAUCUAUCUUUUUUCAUUUCUUUCGUUGCUUCUUUUUGCUCU